AUGGCAGGACACAGACGCAAUCAGAGCAGAGGUUCAUUCUCCAUAUUUUCCUUUGAUACAAUUCGGUCGUUUAGCCGUGCAGGUUCGAGACAAGCGGCUCGAAUUCCCUCCAGGGAUGAGCUGCACGAACGCGCCGUGUCCAGCCUUUCCUACAACUGCGAUCCUCACAAUCAACCUCCUUCUUCUCCAAGUCCACACGCUACCAAGUUUCAUUCACAUGUCUCCUCGAAACCAGCAUGUCCAACACAUCAAGAGAAUAAUGGUCAGAUCCCUGGGCGGUUUGCGUCCUCAACGAUCACUGCUCGUGCGCUGUCAGCUCGGCAAAAGGUCAGCCAGAUACUGCGUCCAUUGUCGUGGUCUUCCCUUCAGAAACCAUUCUCGCAAGGCCCAAGUUGCCCUCGCAGCGUCUCCACCCAGCUUCCAAAGGCCUCUAGCACCUCCACAGUUGGGAGAAGCGUCAUUUCAGCUCCUACACUGACCAGUACCACAAAUGUUGAAAUUGCUCGAACCGAGUGUGUUCAUUGUGGAGAGAUAUCAGAGGCUGCAUUCUCGCAAUCCACUUGGGAUUCGCAAGUGGAUUGGGUCGCUCGGACCUCUGUCGACAAGUCUUCCACUUCUGGACAUGACUCUCAUUUCGAGAGAGCCCAGCCCGGCAAGGAAGGUGCCUCACCAGCCGGCCGAACAUUCAGAGGCGGACGCAUGUUCAGUCUGGGCAAUGCUCUCAGAGCGAGGAUCAAACCUUCCUCAUUGAGCAACUGGAAGGAGAAUGCUUUGCUGCCACAAAGCUGUCCUCCCGCAUCUGGCGACCCAAUCGUCCAAAAUACGUCAAGUAUCCGAGCGGAUCCGCGAUAUAGAGUGGAAACUCUGGGCCACUACAGGGGCAAGAUGAAAGGAUUUGCAUGGGGCAGUCAUAUUCGACGCAAAUCAGUAAAUAACGCCCCCAAUCUCUUGAGCUCACAGCAAGAUCCGCCUCUUCUGGGAAGGCUCAACGACAUGGAUGCAAUGAGAAGCCAUACCAUACAGGGCGAUGGCGACUCGGCUUUCGGUUCGUUGACCAGAUCGUUUGCCAGCGCAGUGGAUAAACUUGACUUUCACUCUCCUCUUCCACACAAUGCAUCCUUCUUGAGAUCUAAGUCGUCCUUUUUCAAUAUCAAGAAGGGAAUCUCUGACAACAAUGGUCAUCAAGAGCUCAGUCAAACAGAACAUGAAAAAGCAACCUUCGCUAGCACGUCUUCCUUGCAUAAGUCAGAUACCACUAAAAGGGCCAAGCCGCACGUAGUCAUACCCUUACGGGGAGGAAAUCCGUCGACAAACGGCAUACUCGCCGGGCGCAAGAUUGCACCUGAGCCUAUUGUUUACUCACCGGAGCACAAUGGAUACAUACCUUCGAAACCAGUGGAGGGUCAUCCAAAGGGGGUCCAUCCCCUUCGAAUGCACCCACCGAGUCCGAAAUCCACAUUGGCCAUGAAGCCCCAGAGAGCAGAAACACCCAGUCAGAUGAGCGAAGAUGGCAGCGAGUGUAUCAGCCUAGAGGAUGCUCCGAUAUACUCGCCUUCGCUGGGGGACCUGAGCCAAUAUGCACGUGAGACACCACCAUCCAGCAAGAACGCCAAGCUACAGCCGCGCAAGGCUGUCGCAAUUGAUACAACUCCAACACGGGUGUUUGUGAAGGAGAAGAAACAUAAUUCAUCGCUAGGUGUUUCAUUGAAGAAGAGCAGCAGCGCUUUGAGCCUCUUCAGCAAAGGCAGGUUAGCCAGAGUGGCUGCAGCAGCAGACAAAGGACAUCGACACGGAUCACGAGCAUCGACGUUGCCUCGAACGGAAGGUGUAGCUCUCCAACCGCGCGAUACCAAUCAAAAGAUGGGCCUUCCAAACGAAAAACAAGUCAAGAAGAGUCGGAGUCUCCAUCUUGGCGGUCUUUUCAAACGCGAGAGCAGUUCAACCUUGGGGCCAAGUACGCCACGAGAUCGAAGCACAGGCUUCCAACCAGCAACACCUUCACCAUUGCGAAACGUGACCCGGGUUCGUCGAAGCCAGUCGACUGCACAGGAAAGCCCUCCGCUGCUCACAAAAGGUGCCGUUCAA
Exophiala aquamarina CBS 119918 is the source of this 2085-nucleotide messenger RNA. RefSeq lists its product as uncharacterized. NCBI's taxonomy places the organism in Eukaryota, Fungi, Ascomycota, Eurotiomycetes, Chaetothyriales, Herpotrichiellaceae. The annotation marks the transcript as partial. The transcript has 2 exons. The record is from RefSeq and is a predicted model, not a curated record.